Molecule: messenger RNA, 480 nt
Organism: Symbiodinium sp. CCMP2456
Lineage: Eukaryota; Dinophyceae; Suessiales; Symbiodiniaceae
Source: the annotation of a GenBank genome assembly
GUGCAGCAGCUUCCUCAGGGCGAGCGCAAAGUACCAACCAAGGCAUGCUCAGCGGUGCUUGCAGACAUCCUGGCUGACUGGACCCUACAGAGCAUCUGUGAGCACUGCGUUGCAGCCGGUCGGAGUAAGUCUGCCUCGUCAUCGGUACGCCGGCCUGUGGUGGACUUGCAUGCAGAGCAGCAGCAGAAGCGAUCCCAUGGCCACGGCCUCAACUCUGAAGUGGUUGUCGAGCAACGUGCCACGAACUUCCUGAUCCACGUGCUCAUCGGCUGUGCCUUGUUCAUGGCACCGAUUCUGAAGUUCAUUCCCCGAGCCGUCCUCCAGGGCGUUUUCUUCUACAUGGGCAUCGCCUCCCUGACGGGAAACAACCUCUUCGACCGCAUGAAGCUCUGGCUCAUCUGGGACUCCUCCAAGUAUCCGUCGUACCACUACAUCCAGAAGCUGCCCGUGAGCAGGGUCCACCUCUACACCUUCGUGCAG